Phanerochaete carnosa HHB-10118-sp is the source of this 474-nucleotide messenger RNA. RefSeq lists its product as uncharacterized. Gene Ontology annotation, cellular component: U2-type spliceosomal complex; post-mRNA release spliceosomal complex. The record is from RefSeq and is a predicted model, not a curated record. Bases 1 to 474 code for a protein of 157 amino acids. The transcript has 4 exons. NCBI's taxonomy places the organism in Eukaryota, Fungi, Basidiomycota, Agaricomycetes, Polyporales, Phanerochaetaceae.
AUGUCACUGCAGGAGGUAUCCGAGGCCAGAAAGGCGCGAUUGCUUGCGCUCAGAAACCGUAAAGCUGGAGAGACUGUCGACGAGACACCAUCAAACGAGCCUCUAAUCAAGCAUCGUACAUUCGACCCUGAGACACGGACACUCAAGAAGCAUACCAAAGAUGAAGACAUUGAAAUGGAGACCGUCGAAAAGGAGGUGGAAGGUCUCGCAGAGAAGAUUGUACAAGAAGAUGCCGAGCGGAGAGCCCAAGACCUUGAUUUGCACAAUAUUGCUCCGAGGCGGCCGAACUGGGAUCUCAAGCGUGACCUAGACAAGAAGCUCGCGAAGCUGGAGAGAAAGACUCAAGAAGCGAUACACACGCUCAUUCGGCAACGACUAGCGGCCCAGAACGGACAGUCUGAUGACCUGGUCGGCGCAAUGAACGCGCAAGCGAAGCAUGGCCAGCUUGAUGAAGACGUCUCAGAUGAGGACUAA